AACGACACUUAAGGAAAACAGGAAACACAGGAUUCUAAAGAGUAUUACAACAGGUUGAACUGCAAUUUCUUUGAGAAAAUGGUGAUCAUCGAAGUUUCGAAAAUGGAAAUUUUAUACGAUAUUCCGUGUAGAAGGAAAGAACAGAUUAUUGGUGUUGGAAAAUCAGAUCAAUUUCCGGCAAGGCUUGUAGACGAUAUUGAAAAUGAACAAAGCUCAGAAACGCCAAAUGAGGAGACUAUCAAAAAAGGAACGGAAGCAGAUGACGGUUUCCGCAAACGAAAACGUGUUAGAAGUGAGCAUUCGUCCAAUUAUCCAAUUCAGUCGAGGCAUGGAGACAGGUGGCAUGCCUUAAUUGUGAUCCUUUUGAUUCACUCUACACUGUCACCAGCUUCAGGUCAAGUCAUCGACAGAAAAACUGGGAUUGUAAAUAAUGUUACUGGCUGUCUCGUGGAAGUUGACGUGAAAAGCGAAGUUAACCUUAGAUGGACAACACUAGAAACCAAUCCGCUCAUGGAUGCUAUUAUCGAUGGCAAACUAAUUGCCAACUAUGAUUUACGUCACCGUGAUUACCAUCUUUACAACAACAAUGAUUCUAACUUGUAUGCGCCAUUUAUGUUUGAAAAUAAAACUUGUCAACUUACAAUAAAGAAAGUAGAGAGGCAUGUCCGUAAAGUUAUGUUUAUUGGUUCUGACAUUGAUAGUUUCGAGGUCAGUGGCAAACGAGCAGCAAUCUGCAGGGAUUUCAGUUCAGGAUGGAUAUACCUUAAAGUAACUGUAAACACCACCAACAUGAACAGCAGUGAAACAAGUCCCCAUAAAGCAAACUUGGAAAUUAUGAUAUUCGUAAUAGUAGGAUCGAUUCUUUUUGUGUCGCCUUUUGUUGCUGCUGCCAUACAACGUUGUUUAAACAGAAAAAGGACAGCUGCUCCAGCUGGUGUCAAUGGUGAUGGCAAUCCUCCCAGAGAGAAUGAUAGAUGUCUACCAGACGGACCAAUUGAUGCUGCUCCAGCUGGUGUCAAUGGCGAUGGCAAUCCUCCCAGAGAGAAUGAUAGAUGUCUACCAGAUGGACCAAUUGAUGGUAGAUUGUGA
Messenger RNA from Mya arenaria, 1089 nucleotides. RefSeq lists its product as uncharacterized. The record is from RefSeq and is a predicted model, not a curated record. The coding region runs from base 79 to 1089 and encodes 336 amino acids. Lineage: Eukaryota; Metazoa; Mollusca; Bivalvia; Myida; Myidae. The transcript has 7 exons.